AUGAACACGCCGGGACGCGUUCCUGAUAUUAUAGCAGUUCAGGAUCCUCCUUCGAAUGUUCCGUGGCUGGGGUGUCACCCCUACAAUGUGGACUUCCGCUCGGAGAGACCGCUUCUCGAAGGUGACAAUCCUAAUGAGCAAAAGGAUGCUACCAAGCACGUGCCCCUGACUAAAGUGUGCUUCUAUGUUCACAUUUCCAUCCCAAAGGAACAUUGGAGUGUGGUAUACCAUGAGAAGGACAACAACAAUCUCGCUGCCACGCUGCACCUAUCAACCCCGGCGGGCCAGGUGGCCAUUCAUAACAUCUACAACCUGGAUAGGAAAGCAAACGUUGCCCAAUUCAUUGAGGACACGACAGCUUCUCGGCGCGACAUCAUCGUGGGCGACUUCAACCUUCAUCAUCCGCAGUGGGCUGGCCGGCUCUUCAAGCCAAAGUCCAACUGUUCCAAGGCCAAUCACCUGCAUGACGGUAUGCUAGGGGCCAAGAUGCGAUGCGUCACGAAGCCAGGGACGGUCACGUACACCCGUGGAGAGGGUGUCCGUAAAUAUGUGUCAUGCAUUGACCUCACAUUCAUCAGUGAGGAAAUGGCCCCUCGGUUUUUGAGCUGCGCCGUCCAAAAGAUUGCCUCUUGGAAACAGUCGGACCAUCGCCCAAUCCAGACGUUAUUGGACAUUGGGGUCUUCAGAGAUGAGACAAAACGCUUCCUCUGGAAGAAGACCCCGAAGGAACGGUACCUGGCCGCCAUAGCCGAUGCCCUGAAACAACUUCAAUUCCCCAAGCCCAAGACGCGUGAGCAACUCGAUGCACUCGCCGCCGCAAUCCGCGAUGUCCUCCUCAACGUCGUCCAAGAAUGCGUGCCGACACGUUUAGCGUUCCCGUUGAAACCGCCGGUCAGGCCUCCGAGCGCUGCCGCGCGAUCAGUGCUGCAAAACGAAGGGCUUCCCACGGUCAUGCCCAAGCCACGAAAAGGUCGCAGAUGGGGUCGGUACUGGAAUCGGUGGGCUCACAGAGUCAUCGGGGGUGGACCCAAGGAGAGGAACGAAAGCUGGCGUCGUUUCGUGCCUGACAGGACCAAGAACCCACGCGGCGUGCAUCACAUAGCUAGGCUGGCCAAGCGAAUAUGCCAACCCAAGGACAAGGCUCGCAUCCCAACCCUCCAAUCCAACGGCGUCACUUACUCGACCGAAGAUGAGAAGGGAUCCUGCUUGAGGAACAGCAUGUGGCCCGAGACUAGCGAUGGCGAGUCUGCGCCCGAACUUCAGCCUCCCGACUUGGGCCCGUCUUGGAUGGAGCACCACGCCGACCAAUCCUUGACGGAAGAGGAAGUGGACCGGAUUAUCCGGGACCUGUCAACCUGCAAGGCCGCAGGAAACGACGGGAUCGCCAACGAAGCUCUCAAGAUGGCCCGUGUCCAGCUCGUCCCCGUCCUCACCAAAUUGUUCCAAUCCUGCCUCGAGCUCUCCCACCACCCCGACAUCUUCAAACACGCCAUCACUGUCAUUCUCCCCAAGGAAGAGAAGAAGACGUAUAGCGAUCCAAAGAGUUGGCGGCCUAUUGCGCUUCUACCGUCUCUGGGGAAGUUGCUAGAGAAGAUCAUGGCGGAUCGUCUCAGGGAUCUGGCCAUGGCGCACAACCUCCUCCCCGGUUCGCAGUACGGUGCUGCUGGAAAAUCGACUUCCCACGCCGUCCAAGACCUUCUUCAUCCUGUCUAUCAAGCUUGGACAAGGAAGACGAGGAAGAGGGUCAGGAGAAAGAUGGUGAGGAUGGUGAGAAAAGCAACAUUGAUGGGUCUCGACAUCUCGGCUGCCUUCGACAACAUUGCAAGGGCAAAGCUCCUCGAAAUCUUGGUUCAGAAGCGCUUGCCCAGGUGGAUCAUCAUGUUCGUCUGGUCAUUUCUUUCCAACCGCAGCACAGUCCUGAAGAUGCCCGGCAGCACUACAGACUCGUUCUUUGUGAAUAUUGGCAUCCCGCAGGGCUCUCCGCUUUCACCCAUCCUGUUCCUCUUUUUCGCAGCACCCAUUCUUGAGCAGAUCAACAAGACAACCAGCAACAGCGUCACCAUCUACACAUUCGCCUAUGUGGAUGACACCUACCUGCUGGCAGUCUCGAACUCAUACAUCGACAACUGCAAAAGGUUGGAGCAGGUCCACGGCGACAUCCUCAGCUGGGCUGGGCCAGCCGGUGUUGCAUUUUCGCCACACAAGUACAACGUGAUGCACUUCAAGCAUCCCAGGAGCAAGGACCCUGACUGCAAACUUCUUCCAAAGAUCACUGGACUCGACAACCCGAACGAGUGCCUCAAAACCAAGAUGAAGAUUCUUGGAGUCACCGUGGACCACCGAUUGAGGUGGGACGACCACAUUGAACAGAUCGAGAAGAAGGUCAACAGGCAGUUGAAGUACCUGCGGCGCAUAUCGGGGAGCAUCUGGGGUCUGAAGCUCAAAGAUGCUCGGCAAAUCUACUUGACCAAGAUCCGCCCUACCAUUUCUUAUGCUUGUGCUGCAUGGUUUGUCUUCAGCCCUAACCAGAGGCUGAAUUGGGCAUUGAACGGCAAAAACAUCGCACGGCUGGAGCGGCUACAGUACAGUUGCCUCAAGAAAGUUUCUGGUGCACUUAGCAACUGCAGCGCCCGCGUUCUUGAGAAAGAGCUCAACAUUGAGCACAUCCGUGUCUAUCUCUACCGGCUCAUGCUAUCUCACCGGGCCAAGUCACUGCAAGUGCUGGAUCGACCCCCAUAUGUUAGCCCCGUUCAUGUGUCCCCCAAGUCCCCCAUCUUAGCCGCUCAUCCGUGUCAACUCCUUGACCGGGAAGCACAGGAUCUAUGUGGCAGCGCCUGGCAGCGAGUUGCGCGAAACCUGGGCGGCGAUGCAAAGAAGUUGGCGGCCAAGUGGCUUGACCCAAAGACACGGAAAGACGCCAUCGCCAAGUGCGCGAAGCAGGACGCUGCCAAAAGAAGCUCCGAACUCUGGAACGACUACCGCCGGAAGCGAGCAAUGAAGCAUCCAGAGCAUCAAUUUCCCCGAGCCCUGGUUGAAGAUUGGGAUCCCAAGAGCCUCCAAUACUACAAGGGCUUGACUCGUGCUCAAAGCACUAAGCUGCUACAAUGCAGGACCGAGUUUAUUGGACUGAACCACUUUCUGCAUGGGAGGAAGCUGGCGACUUCUGCCGCCUGUUCAUGCGGAUACCCCAAACAAACCGUCUUCCACAUGUUUGUACAAUGUGAAGACUUGAGAGCCGCGAGGAUCCUGUUGAGAUCAAGGCUAGGACACACCAACUUCAAGAGGUUGAUGACAGAAGAGGGUGCUGUCGUGUCUGACUGGGCCAUUACCUUCUUCAACCUCGGCCAGUUUGUGUGGCCUCGCCUGGAUUCUCAAUUCAGGGCCCAAGCGGACGAACGUACAACCUCCCGCUGA
Fusarium falciforme is the source of this 3414-nucleotide messenger RNA. Its product is annotated as Zinc knuckle. The record is from RefSeq and is a predicted model, not a curated record. Gene Ontology annotation, molecular function: catalytic activity. The transcript has 4 exons. Bases 1 to 3414 code for a protein of 1137 amino acids. Lineage: Eukaryota; Fungi; Ascomycota; Sordariomycetes; Hypocreales; Nectriaceae.